Messenger RNA from Acanthoscelides obtectus, 1156 nucleotides. The record is from the annotation of a GenBank genome assembly. NCBI's taxonomy places the organism in Eukaryota, Metazoa, Arthropoda, Insecta, Coleoptera, Chrysomelidae.
UUUGGAGACCAUCGGGGGCCUCAGCCUGCCUGCUGGGGCAUCUUGCCUUAUACCUGUAAUGAUCCUACUACUAGCCCUACUAUCGCUAAGUAUUACCAGUACUACUGCUACUACUACUACUACUACUACUGCUACUACUACUGCUACUACUACUAAUACUACUACUACUACUACUACUACUACUACUACUACUACUACUACUACCUUGUUAUCUAGUAAAAUGCCUCGCAGCAAAUUGAACGUCAAAAGACCUCCUGUUAAUUCUACUGCAUUAGAAAAUGCUGUUAAGGCAGUUUUGGAUCCAGAAAAUAUAUCUUUAAGAGAAGCAUGUAAAAUAUUUGGUGUUAAGUUAACAACUUUGUCAAGACAUCUUUCUCGGUUUCGAAAAUCAGAGAGUCAAACUUUCGAAUAUAAACCAAGACUGGAUAACAAAAAAGUAUUCACUGAUUAUGAAGAGAAUUGUUUGCUCCUUUAUAUAAAAAAGGUGGCAAAAAUGAAUUAUGGCUUGACGAAAAAAAGUUUCCCCAUACUAACAGAAAGAAAAUCAUCAACGGACAUUGUAAACUUACUACCUGAAGACGUUGUACCUUACCCAAAAGCAAAACCAAGAAAAGCUACCAAUAAAGGAAGAAAGCGUGGCAAAACCAUGAUUGCAACAGACACUCCGGAAAAAGAACGGUUAAAAAAUGAAAAGAAAGUCUCCUUUAAACGUCGUAUAAAUAUAGAAGAAACAAAUGAACAAAAUAAAGACAAAUCAAAAAAAUUAAAAGUAAGGAGGCAGAAGAAGAAUCAGCAAAGGAAACAAGUUCAAUAUUCAUCUUCUGAAGAGGAGGACGAUAUAGUUCAUCUUGUAGAAACUGAUGAUGAGGACAGCAAUGACGAGGAGUGCCUUUUUUGCAAUGAAUCGUUCAAAAAUGACAUUCAUGGAGAGCAAUGGAUCCGAUGCAUGUCCUGCUUAGGAUGGGCCCACGAACUCGGUGAUGCAACUAAAGAAGGUUUUGGAGACCAUCGGGGGCCUCAGCCUGCCUGCUGGGGCAUCUUGCCUUAUACCUGUAAUGAUCCUACUACUAGCCCUACUAUCGCUAAGUAUUACCAGUACUACUGCUACUACUACUACUACUACUACUGCUACUACUACUGCUACUACUACUACUAA